AUGAAAACGGGCAGCUACAAAGGACUCCUUACUGUGACUAAAGACGGUGUGAGUGUUGGUACACGUAACUUCUACCCAAAUAUACAUAGCGAUUCCGUCGACAAGCAAUUCCCUCUAGUACAGACGGACAAAGGUAUCUACAAAGCUGGACAAACAGUUCAGUUCCGAAUUUUGGUCAUAAACGAUGAACGGAAAGUGGUACAGGAAACUUUCACCAUAGAAAUAUUCGACGCCGACUCCAACAGGGUGCGACGCUGGGCCAAUGUUACUGAUAGUGGCGGUGUUUACAUCGGUAGAAUGGAAAUGUCCAGUUAUCCCGUUCUUGGAGAAUGGACGAUAAAAGUUUCAAAUGAGAAAUUUACCAAAGCAACGUAUUUUGAUGUUGAAGAAUUCGAGCUUCCGAAGUUUUAUGUGGAGUUGGAUUUCCCACGGGAAGUUUCCACGGUUUCAGAAGACUCUUUAAACGGGAAAGUUUCGGCCCUGUACACCUUUGGAAAAGGUGUGUCUGGUGACCUGGAACUAACAUUAAAGUACUCGAGCUACAGUGCAGUGAAACAGUACAAGGUCAAGGACGGAUCCGUUGAUAUAAACUUGCCAUUUACAGAAUUAGCCUCAGACUUCAAAAAGUCAUAUUUUGCUCGGGACAUUUUCAAUGCCUCUCGUUAUUACACCAGCGUGCUACGGUUAACAAUUUUUGCCAAUGUCGUGGAAGAUGUAACGGGAGUGAAUAUUUCUGCAGAAUCGUUCAUAAAUGUUAGAGCAUACGACGUUGCCGUAGGACUAAAGUUUCAGCAGAAGUUUCACAUUGGACAAGACGUAGACAUUUCGGGGGAGAUAACCAGAUAUUCUGGCGACCCCUACCCUGGGAUUGCAUCGGCGGAUGUUGAUGUUUGGGUUGAAAUAAGGCUCUACCUUAUCAAUCGUAAAUGGGUCAUCAUUCGCAACUCAUCACGGAUUGAUGUUAGCGAAGACAACACAUUUAGUUAUACAGUUGAAGGGAAUGAUUUACAUUCGAACGUGUCGUAUAUCUACACUCGGGUAAAAACACGUAUAUCCUUCGACAAAAAAGAGGUAAGGCCAGGUGAUGCUGCCAAUAUUCACCUGGAAGGGAACGCAAAUUCUAACUUUUAUCUGCUAUCAGUGGACAAGAGCAUUCUGAUUUUGGAUCCAGGCAAUGAUAUCACGGAGAAACUUCUGCCUUCAUUAGAUAAUGGGAAAAAUACCAUUACACUUGAUGACUCCUCAUUUAGCAACAUUCUUCGGUCGGUAUGGCUGUAUUACACCGGAAUAUCACUAAGAGAAAGAACAGUAUUUGCAUCAUCUUCGUCUAUUACAACUUCACAACCGAAAAGCAAAGACAUCCAAGAAAAAUCGGUGACACUUCGAAAGAAAUUUCCCGACACUUGGCUAUUCAACAAUGUUACGUCAGGCGCGACGGGAAUAGCUGAGUUUAUUGCAACAGCUCCCGAUACAAUCACCACCUGGGUGGCCACAUGCUUUGCUAUUGAUGGAAACUCCCACCUGUCUGUAGCAUAUGCCCCUGCAGAGUUGAGGGUGUUCUUGCCCUUCUUCGUUAGUGUUCAGCUACCCUUUUCCGUCCUGCGCAAUGAGCAAGUUGUAAUACAAGCAAAUGUGUUCAACUAUCACUCGGAAGAUCUCUAUAUUCUCGUCACAUUAAAGAAAAGCGACUCAUUCAGAGGACUUGCUGUUUCAAAAAGAGGAAAGUCCAGAAAGCUAAAGGAAAAAUGUGGCGAUCUUGUUCUGUGCAUUUUGGCGAAAUCAGGUAGGGCUACCCCUGCAUUUUUCCCGAUCGUUCCCUUGGAGAUUGGUGACAUUAAAUUAACAAUUCAGGCCGACUCCGAAAUAGCCAAAGACACCGUGGUAAAAGACUUGAGAGUAGAGCCGGAAGGAGCGGAGAGAAGCGUGGCGUACCCUGUCCUGAUCGACUUGUCCCAGACAAACACGUUUGAUUACAGAUUUGAGCUCUCAUAUCCUGGAAAUGUAGUCGAAGGCUCCAAGCGAUUGAGACUUACUUUAAAUGGUGAUGUUAUGGGGCCUACAAUCGACAACCUAGAUAGGCUUGUUAGACAUCCGUAUGGCUGCGGAGAGCAAAAUAUGAUAUCUACAGCCCCGUCUGUAUUUGUUAUGGGAUACUUAACUGCUGUCGACCGGUUGGACGCUAGCCUUGAGAAACUGGCAGAAAAUUUUAUUGGAAUUGGAAUACAGCGCCAGAUGGGUUACAGACACUCGGAUUGGUCUUUCAGUGCUUGGGGCGGGUCCGGAUCUGGGAGUUCAUGGUUAACAUCAUUUGUUCUAAAAGUUUUCUCAAAGGGGACAUUUUACGUUGACGUCGAUGAACGCGUUAUAACGUUACCAAGCGCGUAUCUUCUUUCUAUCCAGAACAAAGACGGAAGUUUUCCGGAGCGUGGACAUGUUAAUAGUCGCUACAUGCAGGGCGGAUCAGUCGGAACGGUAGAAAGAAUGACUGCAUACGUAUUGAUCGCUCUGUUGGAAGCUAAGCACGCAGGAAGCAAAACAAUCAAGUUUAGUGCUGAUCAAGAAAGUAAACUAGAAGCAGGCAUAAAAAGUGGCAUGAGAUUUCUUGAACAGAACUUAGAUAACAUUACAUCCGUUUACUCGCUCGCCAUUACAACCUAUGCACUUGGACUGGGAGAAUCUAAAUUAGCUUCCGACGCAUUAUUGCUUUUAAAGAGUAAUGCAAAGACUGCAGGAGACAUGCUCUACUGGCAAGAGACGGCGCCUGUCCCCUCAAAAUACCACUACGGGCCUUCUACAACGGCAGUGUCUAUUGAAAUGACAGCAUACGCGCUACUCUCAAUGUCAGUUUCCGGUGACAGGGUUGACGGAGCACGAGUCAACAAAUGGCUGAUUGGUCAACGUAGUCCGUACGGUGGAUUUAUUUCUACCCAGGAUACAAUGAUUGGACUAGAGGCCCUCGCUGCAUUUGGGGCACUGAUGAAGUCACCGCCUGCUGACAUGACUAUCUGGAUAUCAUACAUGGACGACCGUCAUCAUAAACGGAAAUUCCGAAUAACGUCGGAAAAUGCAAUGGUGUUGCAGACAGUGGAUCUUUCGACAGAUACCAGCGAAAUUUCCGUGCAUGCACUAGGGGAAUCGAAAGCCAUUAUUACGGUAUCCUUGUUCUACAAUAUAUUCAUGGACCUUGAAGACCAAGAUCUCCGUCUGGAGGUUGAUGUUAUAAAAGAGUCCGUUAAUGGUUUUACAGUUCGUUCUUGUGUUAGUUGGUUGGAAAAAGACAUUAGUGGCAUGGUUGUAGCUGAGAUAGGAAUUCCGUCAGGAUUCAAUGCAUUUAGAUACGGAAUAUCUGGACAUGAGCUUCUUAUGCGGACCGAAAUUCAAGAGAAAAAAGUUGUUUUGUAUUUUGAUCAGGUUACCGAAGCGAAGGUAUGUGUGGACAUAAGCAUGGUCCGAGACACCAUGGUUGCCUCAGUGAAGCCGGUUCCAUGCACAGUGUACGAAUACUACGAACCAAGUAACCAGAUGACAGUGUUUUACGCUCCUCUGAAAGCGAAGAACUCAAACAUUUGUGACGUGUGCGGAAUAGAAUGUGGCUGCGUGGGGGGAAACGACCGGAUGUGGAUGCCCAUGUGUCCGGAAAGUUUAAAAACGGGUAGCUACAGCGGAAGCCUUACUGUGACUAAGGAUGGAAUAUGGAUUGGUAGCACUACUUUCCAUGUGCUUGUAGAAGGCGAUUCCGAAGACAGACAAUACCCUCUAGUACAGACGGAAAAAGGCAUCUACAAGGCUGGACAAACAGGUGAGAUGGGCUAA
Molecule: messenger RNA, 3813 nt
Organism: Mya arenaria
Lineage: Eukaryota; Metazoa; Mollusca; Bivalvia; Myida; Myidae
Product: alpha-1-inhibitor 3-like
Exons: 31
Coding region: 1-3813 (1270 amino acids)
Cellular component (GO): extracellular region
Molecular function (GO): endopeptidase inhibitor activity
Source: RefSeq, a predicted model, not a curated record